Messenger RNA from Ruditapes philippinarum (Manila clam), 2458 nucleotides. Its product is annotated as bacterial dynamin-like protein. Gene Ontology annotation, biological process: protein phosphorylation. The transcript has 6 exons. Gene Ontology annotation, molecular function: ATP binding; protein kinase activity. Lineage: Eukaryota; Metazoa; Mollusca; Bivalvia; Venerida; Veneridae. The record is from RefSeq and is a predicted model, not a curated record. Bases 205 to 2091 code for a protein of 628 amino acids.
GUUUUCUUUUCGACAUUUAAAGCUAAGCAAGAGAUUGGCGUAAAUAAAGGAUAUGUAACUGAAGAAUAUGUCGCGUUGAUGUAUGGAUUGAUGUAACUCGUUGAAGUUUCCCUAGAUAAACGCAUCAAAGCCUCAUACAGGUGGAUAGGGACUGUGCUCCAAAGAAGUGUCCACUACCUACAGACAAUUUUUCACAGACUUGACAUGGGUGACAAGGAGAGGCAAAAACAAACCAAGCAAGUUUUAGAGAAGCUGAGUAUAUUGAGUAAAAAGGCAGAUUCGGUGAUACUGUCACUCUACAACGAAAUGGACGUUGCUGUGGAAGAUAUUUGCCAUCAGGUAAGAAAUUAUUUACAUACUACACAAGCCAAAACAAAGUUAACAACAAAAUGGGGAGAAAAGGAGGGAGAGUUGCCUGACUUGAACUCUGCCUCAGGGACAUGGUCUUGGAUAAAACGGCAUAUCGAUACAGCCUUUGAUGAUCGUCUGACGGACCUGCUUGAGGAAUGGGACGAACAAACACAAUUUAUUCCGUUGCUUGAGAAAAAAUUAUCACGUGAAGCUAAACUCAACUUGUGUGAACUGGAAAGCGAUCUUGCUGCUGUUGAAUAUGGUGUGCAACAUAAAGAUAAUAUAAAUUUAUAUAGAGCUCCAAGUAUUACUUUACUUUCCGGUUUAUGCCAAUCAUUAGAAAAUUUGACAGAAGAGGAUCUCCUGGAUAGAGAUGUACCUAAGAAACUUAGACACAGGUUAAAAUUAUUCAUGACUAAAGCAAUCCGGAAAAGGCACGAUGAAACGAAACUCAAAGAAUAUAAACAUAAUCCUGGUAAAGUUGCUCAAAUCCGGUCAGAGAAACUGCAUGAUUCAUUGAUGAAAAACAAAGAUGACCGACUGGAAAUGUUUGUCAUAGAUUUUCUUCAAAGACCAUACAACUACAUUAAAAGACUUGAAAAUAAAAUUCCAGGACUGAUUAGUUCAAACAAGACGCUUCUUGAAAGAUUUGAGAAUGAAUUUUUGGCCGAACAAAAAUACAGAGCCCAGUACGAAAACAUGUUGAUCAGCAUAGAAAGAAUUCGAAGUGAUUUGAUACAUUAUGGUGAACAUAACUUUUCUGUAAGUGACUUUGAGGAAAAAGACGUAAAAAUGCAUGUCCAACUUCCCCAGGGUGAACCAGCAUGCAAAGGUAUGAUAAGGAGGCCUUCUAUGGCAGUAUUGAUGAAAAACGCAUCUGUCAUGCAAAAAGACAACAAUUCAGAGAUACCGCAUGGGUUAUGGCACUUGGUACAUUUGGGAGAAAUAACUAAAGGCAGUGAAACACAAUACGUUGCUGUCAAGAUGUAUUCAACUAAUGCAGCAGUUAAAAAUAUUCCAAUCGAAAUAGCAAAAUUAAGAUGUUUGAUGCACUCCGACGUGUGUAUAGCAGAAUUUCUAGGAGAGUUCCACCAACGAGAUGCACCUACUCCGGCACUUAUAUUCGCUGGAAAACUGUGCUCCCUUCGUACAUGCAUGGACUCAUCUGAAGUUAAUACUAAGAAAACUCUUCAAGAUGUUCUUGCCGGUCUACAGUAUCUUCAUUCCAAAGGUUUGGUUCAUAUGGAUCUGACCAAAGACACCGUUACUGUAUCGGAGAAAGGAGAAGUAAAGAUGACAGGGUGUUGUUUGCCAAGAAAACCAGUAUUGCCUAAGUCAGAGUUCGAAAGAGUUACUCCUGGAUGGGAAUAUCUUGCACCUGAAGUUCUAUGCGGUCAAAUGUAUGUUGCAUGUGCAGAUAUGUACUCAUUUGCUCUAUUCACCCUGGAAGUAGCGAAUAGUCGAUUUAAAGUAUUUUCCGAUGUACCAAGAGAUUCUAUCAAAAACUUUUUGGAGUUAUCAGCAAGAAAACAUCUGGAACCAGUCGUCCAAAAUUUAAAUUUGGCUCAGUUAGUGAUUGAGAAAAUAUUGCUAUGUCUUGAAAGAGAUAUGUCAAAAAGACCGGAUUCCUCGAGCAUGGGAGCAGAGUUCAGAGGGAAACACACCCAGUCCAAAAAGAGUGUAGCCACACCAAAAUCAAUCUUUGCAAGACGUUAUUCAGCUUCAGCAAAGAAGAAAUAACCCAGCUAUAAAUGGUGAACUUAUUAUGUAAAGAAGCAAUCAAUUACAUACUGUUUUUUGAGAGAUUAAUUAGAUUCUUGUUUUGGUGUUCAUGCAGAAGAAAUUGUUAGAUACCCGAUACUUGUUUUGAUGUACAUAAUAAGUGAAGAAGUAAGUAAUAAGUUACAUGUGACUGAGUACUUAAUAAACGAAAAUGAAAUUAAUUAGAUACCAAUUAUAAUAUGCGAAACAAAUGCAUAAGACAUAAAUUAGAAAUUAUGGUGUACUCAAUGAGUGAAAAAGGAUGUAAGAAAAAAUUUAAAUAAGAAAUUUAUUUUGGUUUACAAAAUAAUUGAAGACAAUAUUUGAUUCAUUUAGCAAAGACCAU